Molecule: messenger RNA, 5012 nt
Organism: Scylla paramamosain (green mud crab)
Lineage: Eukaryota; Metazoa; Arthropoda; Malacostraca; Decapoda; Portunidae
Product: lachesin-like
Exons: 11
Coding region: 1-1572 (523 amino acids)
Biological process (GO): homophilic cell-cell adhesion; synapse organization
Cellular component (GO): plasma membrane; axon; neuronal cell body
Molecular function (GO): axon guidance receptor activity; metal ion binding; protein binding
Source: RefSeq, a predicted model, not a curated record
AUGGCGCCUUUAAGAGACACGAGGCAUUUACACACUCUUGCCUCCAUCGACCGUUUAGCAAGGAACAUUUUAGGCUCGUGUGUUGCAGUGUUGGCGCACCCGGAGCCUGACCCCUUCCCUGUGCCGGAGGAGGAGAGCUAUGAUGACUACGAGUACGUGGAGGAGCCAGUGGAUUACGGACAGGCGCCGGAGUUCAUGUACCCUGAACCCCAGAACAUCAAGGGCGAGGAGGGAGGCAAGGUGACCAUUCCUUGCCAGCUCAGCAGUAAGGAAUCCCCCUACGUGCUCAUCGUGAAGAAAGAGAAGACGGAGACGGAGGAGGAGAAGCUGCUGUUCGUGGGCGAGGUGAAGGUUCUGCGCAGCCGCCGCUUCAAGCUCAACCACGGCAUGGUGGAGGUCUCCGGCUUGCGGCCGUCAGACACUGGGAACUACGUGUGUCGCAUCCAGGUGGAACCGCCCAUCGAGGUGGUGCACUAUGUGGAUGUGCAGUUCGCCCCCAAGAUCACCCACCACUCUGAGCAGGAGCAGCAGGUGGUGAAGGAUGAGAGUGUCAAGCUGGAGUGUGAGGCAAGCGGCAACCCGACCCCCACCAUCCGUUGGUCCAGGAAGGAAGGUCACCUGCCAUCCGGUGCCGAAGAGGAAGAGGGGUUGAGCAUGACCCUGGAGGGAGUGGACCGCCACGUGGAGGGAACCUACACCUGCACGGCUGACAAUGGCAUCGGAGACCCUGCCAGCGCCUCCAUGUCCAUCACUGUGAGCUACAAGCCAGAGAUCGUCACAGAGAAGACAACCGUGCGCACUGGUGAAGGGGACAAAGUGGAGCUGGUGUGCAUCAUCCACGCCCGGCCAGCGCCCCAGGUGGAGUGGAGCAAGGACGGCCAGCCCAUCGAGGAGCUUGGCCAAGUGGAGGAGCAUGACAAGGGUCACCGCCACUCCCUGCAGGUUAAUGGUGUCACCGAGAAUGACUUUGGGAAGUACGAGUGCCAGGCCACCAACGACCUGGGCACCGCCUCUGCUGCCAUCCAUCUCACAGGGUACCCCAAGCACCCCCAUGUGACCAGCGACCCCAACGGUGGUGAGGAGACAUCCUACACCCUUACAUGGGAGACAGAGAGCUACUACCCCAUCCUGGAGUACCGCCUCAGGUACCGCAAGGCCAAGGCCAACGACUCCACGGACCUGCCCGGAGACUGGGAGGAGGCAACCUACGAGGCGACGGAGCUGGAGACAGAGGGCCUGGUGCACCACAUGAAGCACACACUGGACGGGCUGCAGCCAGCCACGGACUACCACGCUGCCAUCCAGGUCAAGAACAAGUUCAACUGGAGCGCCAAUGCUGAGUAUGCCUUCUCCACCAAGAAAGUUCCACCCACCACCACCACCACUCCCUCUGCCACCCAACCCACCACCACCUCCACUCUACCCCCUUCCACCCCAGCUGGGGAUUCAGAGGGUGGAGUGGAAGGCACCAUCCCAGAGAUGACGGGGCACCAGAUGACGGGUGGCGCCCCGCUGUACAGUCUGAGUACCGUGGUCUUCCUGCUGCCCGCCUUGCUGCUCCUCAGGACUUAAACCUCUACUGGCACUAGUUCCUGCUACACCAGAUAGUUUCCACUGCCUCCUACAUCCUAAUUGGCCAAAGGAUCAAAUUGUCUGCUUCUCUGCUGUGGCCUCAAGCUUCCAUCUGUGGCCAGCCCAGUGUUUUGUAAUCUCAAGAAUCUUAAGCCACUAUAGUUUGCUGGAGUCCCUUGCUGCUUGAGUUCACACUCCUAGGUGUUGUAUUCCUCUGGUUAGCAGUCUGAAGAAAGUAGUAGCAUAGUGGUGUAAUGGAGGGUGUUGUUGGUGGGCAGUGGUGACAGCACUGUGGCACCGGCAGUGGUGGCGCUGCGGGUGCUUGGUUAGUCAUCUCAUGGUUGCUGGAGACGGUGCUUCUGAAUCACACUUCAGCGUCACAGGAGUAGUUUUUUGCAUUCUGUAAAGUAAAAAAGUAUGUUAUUCUCAUCUCGCACAUCUUAAAAGAAUACAACUGCCAGGGCUGAACUGAAGCAGAAGAUGGCAGCAAGCAAGACUUUCUUUUAUGGUUUAAGUCUGGAACAGGUAGCAUGUAACAAAGCUCAAAACAAGAAAUACAGUAGAAUACAAAAUUUUAAAACAAAAAUGGCUGAUUGACCAGUAAUGUGUGUGUGCAUGUGUGUGUGUGUAUGCAAGCUUUCAUGUAAGCCUGCUUUAAUGUGUGUGUGUGUGUGUGUGUGUGUGUGUGGGUGGGGAACCAGUCGGCUGUGGGGGGCACUCCUUCCUGAUGUGACGGUGGUGGUGGCUCGGCAGCAGAGGAGGCUCCCACACCUCACAUGGGGCAGUGAUCAGUUACUGCUGGUCUUCAGGUGGUCAGGUCAGACUCCUCUGCUGCCCCACGACCCAGCCUGGUGUGUUCCCUGCACACAAGAAUGGAGGCAGAAGUCUGAGUGGUAUAUUCAUUUAGUGUUAUUUUUUAGUAAGAUGCAAAGAUUUCAGUAGAUGGGUCAGCUUGGCCUUAGAUGUGAGCAUUGCAUAGAACUAUACAAUUUGGUGUUUGAUAUAUACAUACAUAAAUACCACUCAUUCUGUCAAACUGGGUUAUUUUCAUAGUGAGGUUUUAAUCCCCACAUUAACUUGCCCUCACAGGAGAUGUACCCGAGGCCACCAGUGUAGCGUGGUGGGCGUGCAGGCAUCUCUGUGUAUAUAUGCAUAUAAUGGAUCUUUUCCUUGCUCCCUCUCUCAGUCAAACCGGCAAAGCCACACCAGAACAUAUUUUAAUGGAUGUUUGGAGGAUCAGUCACUCUUGGUUCUGGAGGAAAUUUCCUACUAGUGUGCCACUGGGUCACCUUGGCGAACAGCACCCGUGUUUCUGAAAUAUUCACUAAAAUGUAAGCCUUGAAACCAUGAAAAUGUCAUCUUUAUAAAUAAAUAUUUGAUAUUAACAGAGCUGCAGUUCUGAGGUGAAGCUGAACAUAGACAAGCUCCAGGUGCUGCAAAAUGAUCAGCUGCUCUGGCAUUUUGAUUAAUCACAUCCUAGAUGAGAAAAUUGUCUUUCUAGUGAUCAUUCUAGGCCUCACACAAAAAAUUGAAAAAUUCUUUGAGAAAUCAUGUUUAAUAUGCUAUCCAGAAAUUAGUGAUGAAAAUUACCAGAAGAAAUCUCAGUUAUGAAAAUCUCAAAAUAUUGCUAAAGACAUUUUUAACUUCACUAAACACUAGUUUUUGGGCAUCAUUCCCUUCAUUCUCAAAAAUAAAUAAAAAAUAAAAAAAUGCAAUACCUGCACUCCUCUCACGUACAGAAGGCGGUGCAGGAGUAAACAUCUCUGGCACGGCUGUUGUGGAGGCAGGUGUGAGUGGCCAGGCUGAGAUGGGUGUCAUGGGUUGUGGCAAGGCAAUGUCAUCAGUGCCUUCUGGUUCAUCUUGUAGCUGUAUAUGUGGCCGUUUGCUUUCUUUACCAAGGCACUGUGGAUCUGGUUCAAUGAUGCAGUGACCCUCUGCCCUGAUGCUGAGUUUUGUUUCCCCUUACCAGUCUCGUCCAGUCAUCUGGACUGUCAUCAGUGUGAGGCGCCCACGCGUGGCCGCCCGGGUGUUGCUUAUCUAAGAAAACUAAUCCUACAAAAUGUUAGGUUUAGGGUCCUGUCCUUGAGUUUGAUAAUUACUAAAUGUUUCUUAAUAGCAAUAUAGUUAAAAAGAUUUUCCAUGCCGCACACCAUCACAAAACAACAGUAGCAGCAUCAUCGCGUUCCUCCAAGUCUUGAGUUGAACAUUCCGUAAAGGGGAGGCCGCGGCGCCCUCUGCCGGCCUGGCCUGCAGCCACACCCCAGCCCUGGUGACUGACUCCAGCACUGGCUAUUGGAAGGGAUCUCAAGGACUUCAGCUCUGAUAAGCAAUCUAUUAAAUUCAUCAUCUCCUACAGCUGCUGUAGGAAAUGCCCCACCAGAGGGUUUGGGGAACUGCGCAAAAAUAUUGACAGAGCUGCACAAAUUUAGUUUUGGAGCUUGACCAACAUAUUAAUCACCUUGUCUUCAACAAAUUAAUCAUAAUACCUAAUUAUAUAUAUAAAAAAAAAUGGUAUAAGUAAGAUUUUUUCAGCUAUGGUGGUCUUUGAAAGGUCAUCUGAGUUUUAAGAUAUUUAGAUACUAAAGUUUCCUAGCAGCAGCGCUGGCCAGCUGUGGCGCCGCCUGAGCAUUGUACAUAGUAGGAGUGAGGGGAUGGGAUGAGCUGGAGUCUGGCUCAGCUUGGUGCAGACGACAGCCACGCCAGAUGGCACUGUCAAUGAUGCUUCAAAGAACAACAUGGAAAUCUCACACCAGAAAUUACAAUUCUGAAGGAUAACCAGGAAAUUACAGAUCAAAUUACAAUAGUCAAUGCUGCUUUCUCAAACUCCUAGCACAAAGAAUUAUACACAAAGAAAGAUAACCAGAUUUCAAGAGCAUAGUAUAACCCAAAAUUAAAUCUCAAACUGACAUUGAUGUUUGGCAGAUAACGCAUCAAUAGCAGAGAGAAAAAAACAGUUCACCUUCACAAGCACCUGGUGUCUGCCAUGCUGCCGGGCCCUUGGGAUUCAUUAAAGCAAGGCGGCACCUGUGAAAGUGAACAAUGAACAGCUAUAAAUUUAACAGAACAAUUCAGCUAUUCAGGUUAACCUUUCCUCAGUCAAGGGAGAAAACUGAGUGCUUCUGUAAUCAGUCAAGGGAAAACCUCAGUGCCCCUAUGGUCGGUGAAGGGAGAAGCAGUGCUAUAAUGAGCAGCAGUUCCUGAAUGGCGCGGCUGUGGUGCUGUGCUGCAGUGACGGUGGUGGUGUCAGACACAGCCACCGGGGUGUACAGACUUGGCUCCAUCCCAUCCCCACACGCAAAAAAAAAUAAAUAAAUAAUAAUAAUAAUAAUUUGUGACGGUUGUAGCCUCAAUCUUGAGAAAAUUUUAUUUAUUCUUUUGUGAGUUCUUUGUACAUUGUGAAAUGUGUAAAACUUUUUAAAUUAAAGUGGAGUAACAUCCUA